Molecule: messenger RNA, 1455 nt
Organism: Brugia malayi
Lineage: Eukaryota; Metazoa; Nematoda; Chromadorea; Rhabditida; Onchocercidae
Exons: 11
Coding region: 1-1455 (484 amino acids)
Biological process (GO): negative regulation of RIG-I signaling pathway; positive regulation of DNA-templated transcription; negative regulation of type I interferon production
Molecular function (GO): nucleic acid binding
Source: RefSeq, a predicted model, not a curated record
AUGAAUAAGGCAGGUAAAGUGCAAGCUGAUCCUGCACUUUCGACGACAAAAACUAUGCUACCAGUACAAGCUUAUGCAAUUGUUCGCAACAUUCCGAAGGCAUAUCAUGCAAGGCAUUUGCGGUGUUUCUUCUCAUAUUAUGUCGAAAGUGGACGAUUUCAUUGUUUCCAUUAUCGACAUCGACCCGAAAUACUUGCUGAUAAUGAUAUGAAUACUUUGACAACCUCUGAAGAAUAUAAACGUUUUUGCUGCGUUGUUUCAUUUAAAAAUGAACAAGAGCGAGCUGCAUGCAUCAGACACUAUCACUUGAAGUUCUGGGUUGAUGAGAAAGGACUUCAAAUGCCGUUGAAGUGCUUCAUUUUUCCUCUGAAAAGUUGCGAGAGAUUAGGUGAUAGCUGUCGAAUAUCACCAAAUUUAGAUUUUCGUUCCUUUAUUGAACUUAAACCACCAAGCCUUAUGCCUUUUGGAAACGUUGGUACUCCAACAAGCUUUUUUCUUGAACAGAUUCGCCUUUGUAAAUUACCGCCAAUGGUUCUUAGAAAAUUGGGUAUCCAGACAAAAAAACGAAGAGGCAAGUACGCUGCCGUCUGUUUUAAAUACAGUGGAAGUGAAGAAGCUACUGUUAUAGAUUGUGAAGAGGAGAAGAUUUCAUCCUCGUAUUCGAACCUCAAUUUAUGCACUCCAGAAGAAAUAGCUGACAAUAAAUUUAGACUGAGAAAUGUGGAUGAUAUAGAGUAUGACGGUGAUAGUUAUGAAGAGUGGGAACGUCAUGAAAUUCUUCACGACGAUGUAACGGAGCAAGAACGUAUCAAACCAAGAAAAUAUGAGAUAGAGCAGGAGGUGACAUGGGAGAAAGGAGGACCAGGUCUUGUUUGGUAUACGGACACAUUUUUUUGGAAAAAAUUAGAAGAUGGGACAGAUAACGAUUGGAAGUGGGCUGAUGAUUGGGAUGUUGAUUAUUCGAUUUAUUAUGAUCGAAAAGAGGGUGAUUUAGAUGCAAAGCAUUCAGUGGAAAUGAUGGAGGAUCAAAAGCUGAGAUCUGGUGAAGUUAAACAUUCAGUUUUCAAAAAGAAAACAAAGAAAAGGCAUUACGAAAGCAUUGAGAGGCCACUAUCUGCUGUUGAAUCUAUUGGAUUUGGUCAAUUUGAGACUCAUACAAAGGGAAUUGGCAGUAAAAUCAUGAAAAGCUGGGGUUGGUCUCCAGGUUUAGGUCUUGGUGCACACAAUUUGGGACGUCUCGAAACUGUUUCAGUGGAGAUGGAAGAAGGCUGUGCUCAAACUAGCAAUGAAAAAAAAGGUUUGGGAUACCGAGGUGAAAAGUUGCAGCGAACUGGUUUCUUUAAACCAAAGAACCAUACAAUCGCUACUAAGUAUGAUCAGUGGGAUUUUGUGGAUAAUAACAACUCAAUCAGUAAAGUCCUUAGAACAGAACCAAAUUUUAUGAAGUAUCGCUGA